AUGGCACCUGAACCAGAAGAUGAGAUCAAGGACGAGAAGAACCCCCGACCGCUUGACGAAGAUGAUAUCGCCCUUCUCAAAACCUAUGGAUUGGGGCCUUAUUCGACGAGCAUAAAGAAAGUGGAAAAGGAAAUUAAGGAAAUGGCAAAGAAAGUGAAUGAUUUAUGUGGCAUCAAGGAGUCAGACACUGGGUUAGCUGCACCCAGUCAAUGGGAUCUUGUCUCUGAUAAGCAAAUGAUGCAGGAAGAGCAACCACUUCAGGUGGCAAGAUGCACAAAGAUAAUUAAUCCAAACACAGAAGAUGCCAAAUAUGUUAUCAAUGUUAAGCAAAUUGCCAAGUUUGUUGUUGGACUGGGUGACAAAGUUUCCCCUACUGAUAUAGAAGAAGGCAUGCGUGUGGGGGUUGAUCGCAACAAAUAUCAGAUACAGAUUCCCUUGCCUCCAAAAAUUGACCCAAGUGUGACCAUGAUGACGGUGGAGGAGAAGCCAGAUGUGACAUAUAAUGAUGUUGGUGGAUGUAAAGAACAGAUUGAGAAGAUGCGGGAGGUUGUUGAGCUACCUAUGCUUCAUCCUGAGAAAUUUGUCAAGCUAGGGAUUGAUCCUCCUAAGGGUGUUCUUUGCUAUGGUCCUCCUGGAACUGGUAAGACACUUCUUGCAAGAGCUGUUGCAAAUAGAACCGAUGCUUGCUUUAUUCGUGUCAUUGGAAGUGAGCUCGUUCAGAAAUAUGUUGGUGAAGGAGCUAGAAUGGUUCGAGAACUGUUUCAGAUGGCACGCUCAAAAAAAGCAUGUAUUGUGUUCUUUGAUGAAGUUGAUGCCAUCGGUGGUGCACGUUUUGAUGAUGGUGUGGGUGGAGACAAUGAGGUUCAACGUACAAUGCUUGAAAUCGUCAAUCAGCUUGAUGGCUUUGAUGCUCGUGGAAACAUCAAAGUCCUGAUGGCAACAAACAGGCCAGACACGCUAGAUCCUGCAUUAUUACGUCCUGGACGAUUGGAUCGUAAAGUUGAGUUUGGUCUUCCCGAUUUGGAGAGUCGGACACAGAUAUUUAAAAUUCAUACGAGGACAAUGAAUUGUGAGCGUGAUAUCAGAUUUGAGCUUUUAGCCCGGCUUUGCCCCAACUCCACCGGAGCUGACAUAAGAAGUGUUUGCACCGAGGCUGGAAUGUAUGCCAUUCGAGCACGAAGAAAAACAGUGACAGAAAAAGAUUUCCUUGAUGCCGUGAACAAAGUAAUUAAGGGAUAUCAAAAGUUUAGUGCAACGCCCAAAUACAUGGUUUACAACUAAGCCAGAUUCUAUUUCAACUCCCAACUCUUAAAAGACAUGUUUUUCAUUCAAAUCAAACGAUAUUUGAUCCUUUAAUGGUCGAUGUAUUGAAUUAUAUCUUCAGUUCUGGCCUGUUUUCUAUGAAUUUGUUUAAGUUGUUUUAAUGGGAAUUUAACAUUUGCCUAUACAUUUUGAUA
This is a messenger RNA of Theobroma umbraticum, 1457 nucleotides long. RefSeq names its product 26S proteasome regulatory subunit 7A. The record is from RefSeq and is a predicted model, not a curated record. NCBI's taxonomy places the organism in Eukaryota, Viridiplantae, Streptophyta, Magnoliopsida, Malvales, Malvaceae. Gene Ontology annotation, molecular function: ATP hydrolysis activity; ATP binding.